Dendronephthya gigantea is the source of this 1378-nucleotide messenger RNA. RefSeq lists its product as uncharacterized. Bases 35 to 1153 code for a protein of 372 amino acids. NCBI's taxonomy places the organism in Eukaryota, Metazoa, Cnidaria, Anthozoa, Malacalcyonacea, Nephtheidae. The record is from RefSeq and is a predicted model, not a curated record. The transcript is spliced from 7 exons.
CAGUCGUCAGAAUCGUCAACUCGUUCUCUCCAAAAUGCCAGAGACAGCUGAUAGACGAACGCUAAAGGGAUACAAGUUUAUUCCAUCAAUAAAAUUUCAAACAGACGAACAUGAGAAAAUAGGGGAGAAAUUGACAAUUGGAAAGGAAAAAAUUACUCUUCCAAAUGGAGUUCGUCUUCAGUUUGCAUAUAUCAUUGCUCUUGCUGGAGACUUUUAUGGCAUACCUGAUGAACCGAUUGUAAAUCCCUUGAACCCUAGCCAUUCUGAUAGAUUACACAGAUUCAUCAAUGCUUACUCAACUUUGGCAAACACCCCAUACAAAGGAGAGUAUAAGGAACAAUUAGAUAAAUUGGUCAAAAUGAUCAGAGAGGACACGGACGGACGGAAGCGAUUAUGUCAUCACACUGACAGAGAAUGGGACGAAGCUACCGGCGGAUGGUGGAUUGGUGAAUAUCCCGUAUGGCCAUGGCGUGGCAAUAUGCUGAGACUUGCAGAGAAAAAUUUUGAUCACUUUGGAUCCCGUGCUAAAAGGGCUUAUGAAACAGGACAUGGAUAUGCUAUUGAGAUAGCUCGGCAAGCAGGUCGCUCAAAAGGAAAAGAUAUUGGAGAAAAGCUGCGCGAUAUGGCCUAUUCAAUUGAGGCAUUUGCCCUUCAUUUUUUUACUGAUGCAUUUGCAAGUGGACAUAUUAGAACACCGAGAGCAGAACUUCAUUCUAACGUCACACCAAGUUUAACAGGAGAUCUUCUGUCCAAAUUCAUGCAUGAUGAGGACAACAAGUUUGGUCUUCGUGUUACCAACGUACGUGGAGAUAAAUGGAUUGCUUAUGGGGAUGGAAUGCUGAUGAAAAAUAAGGACAAGGAUAAUUUCAACCUUGUGGUGGAAGCUGCCCAGACAUCAGUGGACCAGGUAAUCAUGGCUUACGAUGUUCCCGAUAUAAAACUACAUCCAUGUGCAGUCACUGACUUCUUACCUUUUUUGGAUGAAAAAGAAAAAAAUAAUACGCCGCUGUUUCAAGUCAAAGAUGGUGAAAUACAUCUUAGAUCAGAUAUCAAUGAUCUUCAAUGUAAAGAAACUAUUACGGACUGGUGGGGAAGCACAACUGCUUGGGAGUUGUGGAGGUACAAUCCAAAGAAUCCAGCGAUACCUAUUUGAUGUAAACAAUGUGUCAGAAAUCCUUUUAUUUUGAUCUACGUGUAAUUUGCAAAGAAGAAAGAAUUUUAGGCCUGUUUACAGCAGCAAAUUUGCUGCGAUUUUCUUCUUUUGAUAGAUGUGAACGAGUCAAAAGUCACGAAUGCUCCAAUGUUUACGAGCUCUUAUUUUGAACAUCGUAACUAAUUCACUCUGCAUAUGAGUUAAUUCACUCUGUAUUGAGUUAAU